AUGAGUACGACCGAUUAUCAAACACCUAUCAAACAAUGGUGGGGUCUCGUAACAUCCGAUCGUCACCCAAAAGCCGAUCCCUCACGGCUAGUUUCGGUUGCUGAAUUGCCGAUCUAUGCAGAAGACAAAAAAUCACAACUGUAUUUUAUUGAAAGCGAGCCGUUGCCUUUACAAAGAGAAUUUUCGACGAUCAGAAGGGCUUGGCAAGAAGAAUAUAAUCCGGGUCGCAGAGAGUUUUCUUUGAUAGAUCAUGCGGUGACUGGUGUUCAAAAUACCGCUUUCAAGGUUCAACGCUACGUAGAGGAUGAGUGGAGCGUAAUUCCUAAGGCUGGUGCAAUUACUCUUGGUGGUAUGGCAGGCUUGGUUCUUGGAAUGCGACGAGGUGCGUUUGGCCGAAUUUUCACUUCUGCCACCGGAAUGGCGACAAUGACAGCAUUUUGUUAUCCAAAAGAAACGGUCGAUCUCAUCCGAGGCGGCUUGGCCUCUGUUCGUUCGGAAUGGACCGACUUCCAAAAAUCGCCUCAUCCUCCAAAUGAAAAAGAAACCAGAUCUUUCUCCACCCAAGAAAUGAUUAGAUUAAAUUUCUUUCCUAUG
Molecule: messenger RNA, 594 nt
Organism: Mesorhabditis belari
Lineage: Eukaryota; Metazoa; Nematoda; Chromadorea; Rhabditida; Rhabditidae
Source: the annotation of a GenBank genome assembly